CGCGAACGUUAGCAUACUCCCGGCGCCUUGGAUUAUCGACGGCCAAAGAGCCAAAAAAAAGAAAAAAAAACGAUUUUUUGUCGAAGGCGGGGACCACAGGCAGCGCAGAGCAGCAGCAGCAGCAGCAGCAGCAGGAGUACUGGCCGGGGUAUUUUUGCAAUUCCUCGAGGUCGGGACACCAGCAGCAGCGGCGGUUGAACGCCACGUGGCAGCUGCGCGGGCCCUCGGCUCUCCCCGUCUGUGGAAUCACCGACGGAUCGCGGGUUGGGAUCCCCGAUCACCGGUCGGAGAUCGAGACCAAUUACAAAGAGAGCAUCAGAAGAAGAAACGCUGCCACGUGCCAAAGACGGAGGACGAAGACGAGAUCAACUGCGGCCAUAUGUCCCCUCCACACUUCUCCUCCUUCUCCUCCUUCUCCUCCUCCUCUGCGUUGUAAUCAUCAUAAUCAUCAUUACCAUCAUCAUAAUGAUCAUCGUCAUCAGCAGAGAAAGAUUUGCUGGUGGAUAUCAACGGCUGAGAUAGAUAAUCAACGACGGAGGAUUUGCACUUGGCCCGCCCGGGCGAUGCCUUACGACGACCAACAAGCCAGCAGCAGCAGCAACGUACUACCGGUAGGCAGCAACGGACUACCGGUAGGCAGCAUGCUUGCUGCGGAUCGGGGACAUGAAGACGAAGAAGAAGAGGAGGAAGAAGAAGAAGAAGAAGGAGAAGCACAAGAGGGAGAGGGAGAUGAAACCUUGUCUCCUGCUCGGCCGCGUGGCUUGAUCUCAUCAGAUUCAGUCGAAGGGCAAAGAAGGGAUAUCCGUAGCACUCCUUGUGACAGUAAUACCCCUGGCAGUAGUAGUUAUGACAGUAAUACCCCUGGCGAGGAGCCCAGAAAAGCACCCAAGAAUGACCCGCCAUCAACUGCCACGGCAUCAAGUUUCACGUCAUCAAGUUUCACGUCAUCAAAUAACACCACUCAAUCAUCAAAUGCCACGUCAUCAAGUGCUGCCACGUCAUCAAAUGCUGCCACGUCAUCAAGUGCUAACACGUCGUCAAAUGCUGCCACGCCAUCGUCAAAUGAUACGUCGUCAUCAAAUGCCACGUCAUCUAAUGAUGAUGAUGAUGAUGAUGAGGAUCUCACAGGCGGUGCCGACGGUGGCAUCUCUUUUGGUCAGUCGUCAACAUUAAAUCCCCCGCCGCUGCCGCAGCCGCCACCGCCAUCACCAGCAGCUUCUGAACGAACAGGGGGGGGGGKGAUGAUGAUUGGCACUGCGGCCGCUGCGAUUACCGGAGUACUGAUCGCUGCUCUGAUUGCUAAUCAACAAAUUGGAAGUGGAGAUUCCAUCUUUGCUGUCGGUCCUGGGGAUUUGAUUGAUUGGAUGGAGGGGAGGAUAUCAGAAGCAGGGGAGCUGGCUCCGCUCUACUUCGCCGUCGCUUACGUAACGUGCACCGUCUUCUUCAUCCCGGCGUCCGUUCUCACCAUAGCCGCGGGAUACCUAUUCGGUCCGCUGGUCGGGACGGGUCUGGUCUCGAUCUCCUCGACAACUGGUGCAGCUACCGCCUUUCUGAUCUCUCGAUACCUCGCACGACCGGUCGUUCGUCAGGCCUUAGACAAAUACGACAAAUUUACUGCCAUCGACGCCGCCAUCGCCAGUCAAGGGUGGAGGAUCGUCUUCCUCCUCAGACUCUCUCCUCUCUUCCCUUUUGGCUUAUCUAAUUACGGAUUAGGCUUAACCGGGAUCGGGUUUUGGCAGUUCGUUGCCGCGUCGUGGGUCGGGAUGCUCCCUGGCACGUUCGCCUACGUGUAUCUCGGAGGAGCAGGCAAAGCUGCGGUCGAUGCCGUAUCCUCGGCCACGUCACCAGUAGGGAUGAUUGGUCUGGAGGGGGGAGGAGGAGGAGGAGGAGGGGAGGAAAGCUCUCUCAUCAAGCUGAUCCUGUAUGGAGUGGGGGCGGUCGCGACGCUGCUCGUCACUCGGACUAUCUCUCAAGCAGCGACCCAGGCCAUAGAUGAAGCCAGCAAUAGUAGCAGCACUGACAAAUGACCUUUUUUUUUUUUUUUUUUUGGUGUGCUGAAUGUGGUCGGAUGGACAGCGGAUCAGCCAUGAACUGAUUAUUAGACCAGGCAAUGAAAAAUGGAUAGAAGAAAAAAAAACAAAAAAAACAAAGAUUAGACCAUAUA
Chara braunii is the source of this 2164-nucleotide messenger RNA. NCBI's taxonomy places the organism in Eukaryota, Viridiplantae, Streptophyta, Charophyceae, Charales, Characeae. The record is from the annotation of a GenBank genome assembly.